Molecule: messenger RNA, 693 nt
Organism: Salvia splendens (bonfire salvia)
Lineage: Eukaryota; Viridiplantae; Streptophyta; Magnoliopsida; Lamiales; Lamiaceae
Product: succinate dehydrogenase subunit 6, mitochondrial-like
Exons: 4
Coding region: 1-423 (140 amino acids)
Cellular component (GO): respiratory chain complex II (succinate dehydrogenase)
Source: RefSeq, a predicted model, not a curated record
AUGGAUUGGAACUCUCUCGUCCGCUCUUCUGCAGGACUUGUUGCCUCUAUUACAAAAUUUGAAAGAAUAUUUUUCAUCUCGACGAUUAUUCCAAAAAUUUUAACCCCACCUUUGUCCCAUCGGAGUAGCGCCGCCGUACUGCAGUUCAUCACAUCUGAUCCCGUCCACGGACCUGCGCUGAAGGCUGCAGAGGGAGCAGCUAACUUUGCUUAUGUAGGUGCUGCUGUUGGAGCGAUUACAACUGGUGGAAAUGCUUGGAGGUGGUCAAAGAGUCCUCACGGUACUGUGUUGUCUUUUGCUUUUGGAGCAGUAGUCGGGUUCACCUUGGGAGCUGAGGCUGCUAACCACUGGUACCAGUUAUAUAGGCUGGAUACAGUAGGAGCACAUGUUAAAUUCAAUGAGUGGUUGCAGAAGAGAACCUGAGGAGAGUUGUUAAUAUGGCCCGUUGAAACACCAAAUGGAGUGCCCGUUGCAGUAAUAAUGAGAUUUGUGUCUCUAUCUCUCUUGUUUGUUCUUUGUUUUUGCAUGUAGGACUAAUGUGCUGGUUCUCCUAGAGAUUGAAUGAUUUUUAAAGAGUGUUUAUUGUUUUAGUUCCCUGGGUUUUCUGUGUUCUGAGCUUUUAAAUUCUGAUGAUAAAUGUAUCAUGUCUUACCUUUGGAUAGAAUGUAAAUACUCUCUAGUCUUCUUUUAACA